This is a messenger RNA of Euleptes europaea (tarantolino), 1579 nucleotides long. RefSeq names its product nucleus accumbens associated 1 (gene NACC1). Gene Ontology annotation, biological process: regulation of transcription by RNA polymerase II. Gene Ontology annotation, molecular function: RNA polymerase II cis-regulatory region sequence-specific DNA binding; protein binding; DNA-binding transcription factor activity, RNA polymerase II-specific. The coding region runs from base 22 to 1560 and encodes 512 amino acids. Lineage: Eukaryota; Metazoa; Chordata; Lepidosauria; Squamata; Sphaerodactylidae. The record is from RefSeq and is a predicted model, not a curated record. The transcript is spliced from 5 exons.
CCAAGUGAAGAGAAGGAGAGGAUGGCUCAGAUUCUCCAAAUGGAGAUCCCCAACUUCGGUAACAGCAUCCUGGAGUGCCUGAACGAGCAGCGGUUGCAAGGUCUGUACUGUGACGUCUCGGUGGUGGUGAAAGGCCAUGCUUUCAAGGCCCACCGGGCCGUGUUGGCCGCCAGUAGCUGUUACUUCCGGGACCUUUUCAACAACAGCAAGAGCACAGUGGUGGAGCUGCCUGCCGCUGUGCAGCCGCAGUCCUUCCAGCAGAUCCUUAGCUUCUGCUACACCGGCCGCCUCAGCAUGAACGUGGGCGACCAGUUCCUGCUAAUGUACACGGCAGGGUUCCUGCAGAUCCAGGAGAUCAUGGAGAAGGGGACUGAGUUCUUCCUGAAGGUCAGCUCGCCUAGCUGCGACUCCCAAGGCCUGCACACUGAGGAGGCGCCCUCGUCCGAGCCGCAGAGCCCCGUGGCGCAGACGUCCACCUGGCCCUCCGGCAACACCCCCCUGCCCCUGGUCUCUCGCGUCAAGACGGAGCAGCAGGAGUCGGACUCUGUCCAGUGCACGUUUGUGGUUAAGCGGCUCUGGGAAAACAGCCAGAAGGAAGGGGGAGGCGGCAGCGGCAGCAACGGCAGCCGCAAGAUGGCCAAGAUCUCCUCCCAGCAGGAGCUCAGCGGGGGUAACCGGCAGUCCCAGCAGCAGUCCCAGCAGCAGGGGGCACUGUCCGGAGGGGCAAAUGUCGUCAGCGGCCCCAGCACGUCGGACCAGACGAGCCCCGGCACCUCUAGCGCCUACACCAGCGACAGUCCCAGCUCCUAUCACAAUGAGGAAGAUGAAGAGGAGGAUCCUCCCGAGGAAGGCUCCGAUGAGCAGUACCGGCAGAUUUGCAACAUGUACACUAUGUACAGCAUGAUGAAUGUAGGACAGACUGCAGAAAAAGUGGAAGCUCUGCCAGACCAAGUGGCAUCAGAGUCCCGCAACCGGAUACGAGUGCGACAGGACUUGGCUUCGCUGCCUGCUGAGCUCAUCAACCAGAUCGGGAACCGAUGCCACCCCAAGUUGUACGAUGAAGGAGACCCCGCUGAGAAGUUGGAACUUGUGACAGGUACCAAUGUGUACAUCACUCGGGCACAGCUGAUGAAUUGUCACGUCAGUGCUGGGACGAGGCACAAAGUGCUUCUCAGACGGCUACUAGCAUCCUUUUUUGACCGGAACACCCUUGCCAACAGCUGUGGCACUGGAAUCCGCUCCUCUACCAAUGACCCUAGCCGAAAACCCCUCGACAGCAGGGUGCUGCAUGCUGUGAAGUUUUAUUGCCAGAACUUUGCCCCCAACUUCAAGGAAAGUGAGAUGAAUGCAAUCGCUGCUGACAUGUGCACAAACGCGCGGCGCGUUGUCCGCAAGAGCUGGAUCCCUAAACUGAAACUACUGAUGGCUGAAGGAGACACCUACACCACCUUCAUCAACGACACCGGCAAGAUGGAGCCAGACAUCAUGGGUGUGGAGCACAGCUUUGAGACCGGCAGCCAUGAUGGCGAAGCAGGCACCUCCACCGAGGGCCUCCAGUAAAACAUGCCCUCCUCUUCUU